Molecule: messenger RNA, 2154 nt
Organism: Anolis sagrei ordinatus
Lineage: Eukaryota; Metazoa; Chordata; Lepidosauria; Squamata; Anolidae
Gene: CCNL1
Product: cyclin L1
Biological process (GO): regulation of transcription by RNA polymerase II
Cellular component (GO): nucleus
Molecular function (GO): cyclin-dependent protein serine/threonine kinase regulator activity
Source: RefSeq, a predicted model, not a curated record
GUUGCGUCAUCGGGCGCCGGGCGCGCAGGGUCAUUCUCUGCGUGGCCGGCUUCGGGUGCGGUCGGACGUUGCGUGCGCUGCUUGGUGGAUCUUCGGCCAUGGCUUCUGCUGGGACUCACCCUUCUCCCGCCGCGGCCCUUCCGCUCGCCUCGGCGCCACCGCCUCCUCAGCCCGCUCCUUCCCUCCCGGCGGGGAUUCUGAUCGGGGACCGGCUCUACUCCGAGGUCUCGCUGACCAUCGACCACUCGCUCAUCCCCGAGGAGCGCCUCUCGCCGACGCCUUCCAUGCAGGACGGGCUGGACCUCCAGAGCGAAACCGACCUGCGCAUCCUGGGCUGCGAGCUCAUCCAGGCCGCAGGCAUCCUCCUCCGACUGCCCCAGGUGGCCAUGGCGACCGGGCAGGUCCUGUUUCAUCGCUUUUUCUAUUCCAAGUCCUUCGUUAAGCAUAGCUUCGAGAUUGUUGCCAUGGCCUGCAUCAAUCUUGCCUCCAAAAUUGAAGAAGCACCUCGUCGCAUAAGAGAUGUGAUAAAUGUUUUCCAUCACUUGCGCCAGUUAAGAGCUAAAAGGACUCCCAGCCCAUUGAUACUUGAUCAGAACUACAUAAACACCAAAAAUCAAGUAAUCAAAGCAGAAAGAAGGGUGCUGAAGGAAUUGGGAUUUUGUGUUCAUGUCAAGCAUCCACAUAAGAUUAUUGUUAUGUACUUGCAAGUCUUGGAAUGUGAACGUAAUCAAACCCUCGUCCAAACCGCUUGGAAUUAUAUGAAUGACAGCCUUCGAACGAAUGUUUUUGUCCGAUUUCAGCCAGAGACAAUAGCAUGUGCUUGUAUCUAUCUUGCUGCUAGAGCUCUGCAAAUUCCUUUGCCUAACCGUCCCCAUUGGUUUUCACUUUUUGGGACUACUGAAGAGGAUAUUCAGGAGAUAUGUUUAACAACACUUAAGCUUUACACUAGAAAGAAGCCAAACUAUGAAUUACUUGAUAAAGAAGUAGAAAAAAGAAAAAUGGCAUUACAAGAAGCAAAAUUAAAAGCCAAAGGACUAAAUCCAGAUGGAACCCCGGCUCUUUCAACAUUGGGAGGCUUUUCACCUGCUUCUAAGCCCUGUUCUCCAAGAGAAAUGAAAACAGAGGAGAAAUCGCCAGUGUGUAUCAAUGCAAAAACUAUAAAAAAGGAACCAGAAGAUAGACAGGUGGUUUCUAAGAGCCCUUAUAAUGGUAUGAGAAAAGAGAGCAAAAGAAGUAGAAGCAGCAGAAGCGCUAGUCGAUCAAAGUCAAGAACAAAAUCACGGUCCAGAUCCCAUUCUCCAAGGAGGCAUUACAACAACAGGCGGAGUCUCUCUGGAACCUACAGCUCGAGAUCCAGGAGUCGGUCCCGUAGUCACAGCGGCAGCCCUCGAAGGCAUCAUAAUCACGGGUCACCGCUUCUGAAACCCAAACAUAGCAGAGAAGAGUUGAAAGGCAUGAAUAGACAUGGUCACAAAAGGAAAAAGUCCCGUUCCCGUUCUCAGAGCAAGUUGAGGGACCACUCAGAUGUGGCCAAGAAGCAUAGGCACGAGCGAGUGCACCACCGGGAAAGGCGGGAACGGUCACGCUCCUUUGAGCGGUCCCAUAAGGGCAAGCACCACAGCGGGAGUCGGUCCGGACACAGUCGGCACAGACGCUGACGGGGAACUGCUGCUUCUUCAUUUGGCUUGGAUAUUAUAAUACAGUGUAUGGAACUGCUUGAAACUUGAAGUCAAUUAGGAUUUGAUUUGAAGCCCAACACCUUCAACAUGUAGGACAUUUUUAAAGAAAUGUGUUGAAUUUUUUGCACAUAAAAUACCUUAGCAGUAUCAUAUUGAUUAAAAAAAAACGAUCAGGUUAAAUUGUUUGUGUUUAGAAUUGUUGUCUCAAUAUGAAAACUGGAGAAUCUGUUUCUGUACAAAUGUAUCUUAUUUUUAUACAAACAUACUGCAGACAUUUCUAUUUAAGUAUAGUUAUUUGUUUAAAAUAAUGGGUGGAUACUUUCUUACACUGGUUUUAGUCUGCAUGUGUAAUUUUUUUUACAAGAAAUAAAAUAUACAACUGUUUUUGCUAUCUGCUGCAUACUUUAUUAAAUUACCUGACAUAAAGAUAAGUUUCCAAUAUAAAUUGCUCAAUUAAAAAUGCUGAACUGUGAAA